Messenger RNA from Mugil cephalus (flathead mullet), 7923 nucleotides. RefSeq names its product autophagy related 2A (gene atg2a). The coding region runs from base 381 to 6431 and encodes 2016 amino acids. Lineage: Eukaryota; Metazoa; Chordata; Actinopteri; Mugiliformes; Mugilidae. Gene Ontology annotation, cellular component: extrinsic component of membrane; phagophore assembly site. Gene Ontology annotation, biological process: piecemeal microautophagy of the nucleus; autophagy of mitochondrion; autophagosome assembly. The record is from RefSeq and is a predicted model, not a curated record. Gene Ontology annotation, molecular function: phosphatidylinositol-3-phosphate binding. The transcript is spliced from 42 exons.
CCAUACCAUCAGUUGGCGUAUGAUAACAAUAAACAACCCUGAAACAAGAGAUACGCACCGAGAGGACCUGUCGCUACAAUUCGACACAAACGGACCGAAAAUAUGAGCCGAGACAGCCGCAGUCAGUCGGAGUAACGUCUCGCCAAGUAGCGUAGGAGUCUCGUCGGUCCUGACACAAAGGAUUUUCCAGUUUUGUGUCAGUCCAAGGGGAGAACUAGAGUUACGGUUUACCCCUUCCUUAGCCCCCUGUAGCUAGCUGUGGCUCAUUCCUUGUUUUUACACACUUUGUUUUAGUCUGUUAUGCAGUUGCCAGAGGACUGUACUCGCACUCGUUCUCCUCCGCCACCUCUUCGCUCCCUCUCCCCGCUCUCUCUGGCCCUAUGUCUCGCUGGCUUUUCCCCUGGUCGGGCUCAAUCAAGAAGCGGGCCUGUCGGUACCUCUUACAGCACUACCUCGGUCACUUUUUGCAAGAGCGACUGAGCCUGGACCAGCUGGGCUUGGACCUGUACAACGGCAGCGGUGUCAUCAAGGAGAUCAACCUCGAUGUGUGGGCGGUCAAUGAGCUCCUGGAGUCCCUCGGGGCUCCUCUGGAGAUAGUGGACGGCUUCGUGAGCACCAUAACGGUGACCAUCCCCUGGCAGGCUCUCCUGACCGAUCACUGCACCUUAGAGGUGACCGGUCUUCAGAUAACAUGUCGACCCAAGUACCGGACCAGUGGGGGAUGGGACUCCCAAGGCUGGUCGUCCAGCAUGACCUCCAGUAUGCAACUGGCUCAGGAGUGCCUGAAGGACCCCCCAGAGGCAUCCGAGGAGCCGCCUGCCCCACUGGAGGGGCUUGAGAUGUUUGCACAGACUAUUGAGACGGUCCUCCGUCGCAUUAAAGUCACCUUUCUAGACACUAUCGUCCGCAUCGAGCACCAGCCCCUCGACCUGGAAACAGGCGUUGCCUUAGAAGUGCACAUCAAACGGCUGGAGUAUUUUGAUGAGGCAGUACGAGAUCCAGCCAGCCAAACUGCCGUGCCUGUCGACAUCCACCAGCCGCCUGCCUUCCUGCACAAAAUCCUCCAGCUGAGCGCUGUUCAGCUGUUCUACGACAGCACUGGGAUAGUACAGGGUCCUCCUGAGGAGGAACGCCCAGAUUCACCCAUAGCUAGCGAAGGAGAAGAAGAAGAUGAAGAUGAAGAAGAGGAUGAGACGGAGGAGAAGGCUAAGCCACUCUCGGCCCCGCCCGGUUCUCCGUCUCAGCCGCUGCUCAUAGGAAGCUGCUCCGGUUUCAUUGAAACCACCGUCAAGAUCAAACAGAAUGAUAUGCUGCCCGGACCAAAGUUGGAGUUGGAUGGGAAGGUGGGCUGUGUCCACAUGCUGCUGUCUCCAGAUCAAAUCACCCAUUUGACAGACCUGCUGGCAGCGCUCUGCAUAGACACUGAGCCAGAGUCUAAGUGUGGUGGAGUCCAUAGUCGGCCGUUAGACUCAGAUGACCUGCGCAUGAUUGAGGAGGACCUGAGUAAGCAGCUGGGCUCCAGCCCCAGAGACAGGGACUGGGAAAUGGAGCCUGACCUGGAGCCCUUCGUCACCACCCUGGAGAACGGAGAGAUGUUUUACUCCAUGGGACCUGCUGGGAUGAACAGUAGCGUGACAUCUGUCCGGUCUGGCAGUGAGCUGUCAGACAGUGACAUGGAGUCGUCCACACACAGUGUAGCCAGCUUCACGCAGCCAGCAGCCCUGUCUGCACAGGGUAUGAUGAACUGUCCUAGGAGAUAUCCUGUAGCUGGCUGCCUGUCCAGUCUCCCACAGACCAGCAGCAGGUCUAGAGGACGUUCGCACAGCAGCCAGGCGGAGCAGCUGAAGCCCGACGCGCUGCUGCGACUGACCAUCGGCGGACUUACUCUGACCCUGCUGCAGGAGGACCCGCCCACUAGGACGGACGGGGCCUUGUCAUUGGCUCAGGUGUCUCGGGUGUUCUUCCGGGAGCUGGCCUUCUUCAGGGACAGCUUGUUUAGCGAGAGGGACUUCCAUCAUUUGAGAAGUGGCUUUGCCAAGGCCUGCCCACACUCCCAUCUCAGACUGACGGGAGCAGCCGUGCAGGUCGCUUGUGAGAUGCGAAGUGGGAGGCGACACUGUCGCGCCGUGACCUCUGACCUGUCCUUCAGCAGGCUGGAACUGUUAGAGUGUCUCUGGGAGGACGGAAAGCCUCAGUACUGUGAGUUGCUCCAGUUCCAUAAAGCUGGUCUGUUCACUGUUGGAGCUGCAGCCAGACCCUGCGCCCAGCUACACUACAGCCUCACUGAAAGACACCUGCGUAAGGGAAAGCAGCAAGUGGUGCGGCGGGACAGCGUGGUGCGGGUGGAGCUGGCUGAGCUCAGCACCGAGCUGGACCUGGACAUCCUCAGCCGCCUGGGGAGCAUCAGCAAAGCUUUCAGCCACUGUCCCUCACAGACUGCUGGAUCAGGACCCAUGCAGGCACAGAGCACCGAGCUUUACUCCUCUUUCACCCUCCUCUCCCCGCACGCCGUCCUCCGGCUCCGUUUCCCCAUCCCCGACCUGCGGCCCCUCCCUAAGCGUCGACCGCCGACCCAGAGGGCCGUGCGGCAGGAGACCUUGGUGCUGGAGCUGACGGAGCUGGAGCUCAAGCACCAGGAGGCCCCGGACCUCCAGAGCGAGCAGGCGGCCUCGGGACAGCCGUGGGCUCCGUGCCUCACCCAGUUACUGGAGGCCUGCUUCACCGACCUGCACGGGUCGUAUGAGGGCUGGGAGGGAGGCUCUUUCCCCUGUAUCAGAGUGAGGAAGAACCGUGACUCUCUCCCCAGGAUAUCGGUGCGUGUGCGCGGAGGUGAGGCUCAGGGCCCGGCAGCAGGUCUGAGCGGGAUGAACAUGGGCCUCAUCAGGGAUCUGGGCGCCGUCUUCUUCGAAAGCCACUGUGAAUUCAACGACAAAACCAGCUCCCCGUUUUCUUCCAACCGCACCAUGUUUGAGACCGAGGAGAUGGUGAUUCCAGCCGACCCAGAGGAGAUGAGUCAGUUUCAGGAGCAGUGCGUCGCUCAGUGUCAGUGUGCCGUGGACAUCAGCCUGCCACUGGCCUACAUCCUCCUCCCCAGCAAACAAGCCUUCCAGAGCAUCUACAACAGGAUCAAUAAUGAUCUUUUGAUGUGGGAGCCACCUCCCCCUCCUCCCUCUUCGGCCCGCAGCCCCGACCACAGCCGCCAUCACCGCGACGAGUUCCAGCUCUGCAAGUCCGCCUUUAGACUGGACUCUGAUUCAGAAGAGGAUGAGCCCCACUUCUUCAUGGCCAAUGAUUCAAAUGGAAAAUCUCAUCAGUCGGCUCCUCAGGCCAACCACAACCUCAGCCUCCUCUCCCUCACUGUGAUUAUUGGGAAGGGUCGCCUCCAAGCCAGAACAGACAGGAAGGAGGACCAGAGUCACGGGGAGAUCGUCCUCGACCUGGAAGGGGGGAAGAUGUUCAGCGUGGCGCAACAUCAAAAUGACCCCAAUCUCAGUUUCCUGUGUCUGGAGAGCAAACGAGUGGAGCUCUACCAUCGAGCUGUGGUGAAAGAAACCCCCAUCCCGCAGCGGUUGGAAAUGCCCAACUUCGCUCCCCCGAAGCACUUGGACCCCACCAUCUACCCCACAGAGGCGGGAGUGAGCAGUGUGAGCGGCAGGGAGCUGGAGCCGCAGAUGUUGUCCACAGCCAUCAAAAUCACACUGGACCUCCAGAGGAACGUCAAGGAGUUUCUUGUUGCCCUUCGACUUCAAGGUGCCACUAUGCGACAUUACGUGACGCAGACCAACCACAGCUGGCAUGAGCAGCUGGUUGACUUCCUGGAUGUCAUCGACGAUCCCAUCCUUGGAUACACCGCGCCGGCCGUCAUCACUGUCCUCCACACGCACCUCGCUACCUGUGCUGUUGACUACAGACCUCUGUAUCUGCCCCUGCGAGUGUUGUUCACGGCGGAGUCCUUCUCUCUGUCCAGUAACAUCAUAGUAGACACUGCCACCUUCCACCUCAGAUUCAUCCUGGAUGACUCUGCUCUCUACCUCUCUGACAAAUGUGAGUCCGACACCGUGGACUUGAGGAGAGAUUAUGUGUGUGUUCUGGACAUUGACCUGCUGGAGCUCGCCAUCACCACAUGGAAGGGCAGUGAUACUGGAAAGCUGUCCCAGCCUCUCUUUGAGCUCCGCUGCUCCAACAACGUGGUCCACCUCCAUACCUGUGCAGAUUCCUGUGCCGCCCUCGUCAAUCUGCUGCAGUACCUGGUCUCCCAGGGUGACCUGCACCCCCCGCCACGACACACCUCACCCACUGAAAUCGCUGGCCAAAAAUUACCACUGUCAGAAAGUCCUGCGUCUCUGCCCCCCUGCCCUCCAGCUGAAACUGCUGAGAUCAAUCAGUACGAUCUGGCCGAUGCCUUAAUAGACACGGAGAAGAGCCAUCGAGAUGAGAGUUUAGACCCAGGUUCACCCUCGAUACCGAGGGGCUCUCCCGUCUCCGUCUACCUGUUCCCUGGCGAAGCCUCAAAGCACGGCCCGUCUACCGUUCUGCCACGGGAGGACUCUGAUCUUGACGGGCUGGUUGCCACGGCAACAGAGGCGCAGGCAGACAUGCUGUCAGACGACGGCUCAGAGGGCUCCACCGACAAUGACGACUUCUGCAUCCUGGAGGCUCCAGGCAUGGGCAUUCCUCCGAGGGACGGGGAGCCCGUGGUGACGGUGCUGUCUCAGGGCCCCAUCAAGGUGAAGGACAGUCACUUCUCCAGACCACGAGGCAGUUCGGACCUGCUCCGAGCCCCGAGCCGCUUCCCAGUGCCUCAAAGCAGGGUGGUGCUGCGGGAGAUCUCCGUGGUCUGGCACCUCUACGGAGGCAAGGACUUCGGUGGCAAACCCAUGUCAAUACAUGCCCAAAACGCCAGCAGGGGUCGAUCAGUCCCUGCCGGGGUUCGCGGGUCACCGUCUCGCUCUGUCGGUUCCUCUCGUCCCCAGAACUCCUGGCGCUGGGCGGGAGGCAGCGGCCGACAGCACACGUUACUGAUGGAGAUCCAGCUCACCAAGGUGUCUUUCCAGCAUGAGUCCUAUCCUGUGGCAGUACCAGGCCAGGAUGGGGACGGGCCGGUGGCGGUCGGGGUGGGUCCCGGUGGCGAGCAGCCCCUCUCCAGGCAGGUGUUCAUCGUCCAGGAGCUGGAGGUCCGAGACCGACUGGCCUCUUCACAAAUCAACAAAUUCCUCUACCUCUACACCAGCGAGAGCAUGCCCCGCCGAGCCCACUCCAACAUGCUCACUGUGAAGGCGCUGCAGGUGUGUCCAGAGUCCGGCCUCGGUGGUCCCGAGUGCUGUCUUCGAGUCAGCCUGCUGCCACUACGACUUAACAUCGACCAGGACGCACUGUUUUUCCUGAAGGAUUUUUUUAGUAAUCUAGCUUCCUUUGUUAACCCUUACUUGCCUGUGGACCCUGCAGCUGAAGUGAAGGCUGAUGCCUCUCAGAAGGUGUCUGAGGAGUUGGAGGCAGCUGCUGGUCUGGGACCUGAUCUCUCAGCUUCUGUGGAAACUACCUACAGCGAGCAGAGCUCCUCCUCUGCCGGCUCCAACUCCUCCUCUGACCAGCCGAUCUACUUCCGGGAGUUUCGUUUCACCUCUGAAGUGCCUAUCUGGCUGGACUAUCACGGCAAACAUGUCGUUAUUGAACAGGGGACGUUUGCAGGGAUCCUGAUCGGUCUGGCCCAGUUAAACUGUUCUGAGCUGAAGCUGAAGAGACUGUGCUGCCGACAUGGUCUCCUUGGUGUCGACAAAGUGAUUCAGUACGCCGUCACAGAGUGGCUGACAGACAUCAGGAAGAAUCAGCUGCCAGGCAUCCUGGGAGGCGUUGGCCCCAUGCACUCUGUCGUCCAGUUGUUCCACGGAGUGAGGGAUCUGUUCUGGUUACCCAUCGAGCAGUACAGGAAGGACGGACGCAUUAUUCGAGGUCUCCAGAGGGGGGCAGCAUCCUUUGGCACCUCCACAGCAUCAGCAGCUCUGGAGCUUAGCAACAGGCUGGUGCAGGCCAUCCAGGCCACAGCAGAGACUGUGUACGACAUCCUGUCUCCAACACCUCCCCUCAAUCGCUAUGCCAUCACUGAAGGCCGGGCUCCCACCAGUCGACCUCGCAGAGCCGCUCAGCCUGCAGACCUCCGGGAGGGAGUCGCCAAGGCCUACGACACCGUCAGAGAGGGAGUGAUUGACACGGCUCAGACCUUGUGCGAUGUAGCAUCCCGCGGCCACGAACAGAAGGGUCUCCCCGGCGCGGUGGGAGGCGUCCUACGGCAGAUCCCGCCCACCGUCGUCCGACCCCUAAUUGUGGCCUCUGAAGCCACCUCCAAUCUGCUGGGCGGCAUGCGGAACCAGAUCAAACCAGACGCCCGGAAAGAAGACUUCCUCAAGUGGCGCACGGAGGACACCCAAGAAUGAGGACGACAAUUUGUGUCUGUGUGUGAGAGAAUGAGUGCGUGCGUGUGUGUGUGUGGUUAUAAUGUGGGAAGCUCUCAGCUGUGGGAAUCUAGGGAUUGAAUGUGUAUCUGCAUGUGUGUGUGUGUGUGUGUUUGUGUGUGUGUGUGUGUGGACUAAUACGAGUCAGUGUGCGCUCUAAUGCAAAAACAAAGCAACAGCUAACUACUACUGCAGACUCUGACACCCAGUGUUUUACGUGGCUCCGUCAUACUUGGACGUCCCUGAUUUAAUUGUCGUGUUUCCCAUUCAGCAAGAGCUCUCCUCAUAUUCGUCUCCUCAGUAAUACACUAGUCUGCAGUUUCUCCCUUAUUGCCUCUGCAAACAUAUUGCUGUCACUCUCAGAGCUGGCUUUGUUUUUCAGUCCGACCAGGCACAGGCAGGAUCAUCACUCUCGAGGUUUCCUCGUUCACAGGGUAGAGGCAGGUGGGCACUUUAUCUGCUUUUAAUUGUGUUAUUUCAAACUGAGGGAAACAAAAGAGGUGGUUCCUUCAUUAAAUUGUUCUGAAUCUUUGAAGUAGGUGAAUUCGUGUUUGCAGCAGAUGAAUGAGGAUAUCUGUUUGUUGGAGAUCCUGUGUGAUCAGUCAACAAACGUUGGUCUUCUUCUGUUCAUGAAUGGGGUGAACAGUUUAAUGGAGUGUCUUUUUGCUAACGCAGAUGUUCGUAUCCCAGCUUCACAACACAACGCUGUGUGACAAGUUGAAUUUUUUGGCCCCACUAUGCACCUGCUUCCCUCAGUGCUGUUAUUUGUGCCAUAAACCUUGCAGAGUGCCCUUCUAACUAGCUUGUGUUGCCUUCCUCUAACAUGUACCCUCUCUGCUAACACAUUCUGGCUCAUACUAAAACAUGACUGAAUAGAAACAACAUGAGGCUUCUAAAUCCUGUAGCAUAUUGCUGAAGCUUCACAAAGUUAAGUGUUUUGCAAAUGGAUGUCAGCUCAACUCAUCUCUGCUUCUGUUUCCAUGAGAGUUGCAAGAUCCUUGGAUCUGAAUUAACCUGCUUUCUCUUCAAAUUUACAUGCCCCCAUCUUUAGUUGCCUUCCUGCAUUUUUUAUCUUUCUCUAUUUGUUUUAGUUUUUUUUUGUUUUUUUUUUAAUUCUGUUAAAGCAUAAGUAUUGUCAUACUCGUUUUCAAAUUAAGAGUUGGGAGGAUGUGAAUCUGGUGAAAAUGGAGGAUGGAAAGUGAGGGGUUUUGUGGUUUCAAAAACGUUUUACAUUUGUAUCUUUUUUCUGUUUAAAAUGUGUGAGGGUCUCCCUCUGUGUGCGUAUGCGUGAAUGAAUGUGCGUGUGUUUGUGUGUGUGCAUGAUGCAUGUCUGUGAAGUCGCAAGGUUGAUGCUUGUUACACCACUUGUGUGUAAUUACUAUUUACUAUAUCAUAAACUGUAUGAAUGACCUGUAUAAUACAAAGACAAGGAGUAAACAAAAUUAAUACAAAAAUAAAAAUUUGAAUACAAAAA